AUGCUGCUCAAGCAACACUCUACUGAUGUUGUGGCAAACGUGGAUGAGUCGUCAACCCCUCAAGCUCCAGCACUCGUCCAGAAGGACGGCUGGGAUUUCUUUCCCUACUACUUCUGUGCCGAAACUAGGCCGGAGACGAGGAAGAGAGGUGGGAGAGAGGAGGCUGGAACGCGGCUCUGCACCUUGCGGCAUCCGCAGCAGUCGCUGGAGGAGCAGCAGCAGGUAGAUGUCAUCCGGAGAGCUGAAGGCGACUACGUCUGUGUUCACUCCCUCUGCACUUUCAUCAAUGCAGGGGAAUCGACUUCGCUCGCCCUUCGAAACUUGUACAUGCAGGGGAUCAGCAACUUUGUCAGGGCCAUCCCUGGUUCUGUCGUGAGGCUGUCGGAGCUUCAUCUAUGCCUGAAAGCUCUGGUACGGGCCCUAGAUAGAAAUUUGCAAGACAUGGAGGAGGAGGCCGAGGAUCUGCCCUCUGCUUCUCAACUCGAACAUGUCAAGUCCUUCCAUAGACGGGCAAAGGCUCUCGAUGACUUGUGGGACUCCCUGGUGGUCAGAGGAGACACUUCGGUAGCGACGAGUGCUGUACCGUCGAUGCUCCCAACAACUUCCACAGCAGCUGGGGGUGAUUUUCCUCCAGCAGACGAAGGAGAUGAGGAGGAGGAGAUGUGCUUCCUGGACUCUUCGAGCUCGGAUCCAGAGCCCCAGGACGAUGCUGCUGCUGGGGGAGACCUUGUACCGACAGGGUUGAAGUUCCUCGAUGGAUACGAAAGGAGCUCGUCCGCAAACGAGAUUUCACGGAUGAUAUUGAAGUCGCCGCAAGGACAUGGUUGUAACCAAGUCUCAUGCGUUGUGAUCUCACAACGAGUGUUCGUGCCCGUCGACUCCUUCAUCGACUUCGUCUCAGACAACGUGGAGCCUUGCCGGAACGAACUGAUGGAGCUGAUCAAGACAAGUCGUUUUCUUGAAACUGUCAUCAUAAGCGGAGCUAGCACUGCCGUGAUUGCAGCUGAGAACUUGCACAAGGCACUAAAAGAUGUGAUUCAGGGGAUAUGGAAGAGAUUCGAGGAACACAGACAAGUGAUUCAGCUCAACGAGCACUGGGAUCGUUGUGCUUUGGAAAGAGAGCAGCUUAGUGUCGACGACGCUGUUGACACGUGUGAGAAGCCUAGCAGCAAUGACUCCUCGAUUGACCGCCUCCUCCUGAACAAGGGCUGUUUGAUUGAAAGUGAUAGCCACAGCCCAGAAAUAAGCUCGAGAGCUUCAGAGAUCAGCGUCCAAGAUGACGGGAGGACCCGAAGCUCCAAGUUGAGCAUCGAACAAGGACGACAUGACUCAGGCGUGAGCAUGCUGAGCGAUACCUGCGAGUCAGAGUCGGGGGAAGGGGGGCUGUUUCGGGGAAGGAGUUUCUUUCCUGUGGCUGGCGUAUGGAGUAGAGUGAGCACACUGGAGCAACGAGUAGAGGAGCAGCACGCGAGGAUCAGCAAGUUGGAACGGAAGGUCACGAGAGAAGCGCGAGAGAGCUCGGACAGUGUGGAGCAGGAUCCACUCCAGGAGAGGGCAGUGACGAGGAGACGAAGGGAACACUCCUUGACCUCUGAGACGCCAUGGCAAGGAGGAGAAGCUGGUAGCGCUACCGACCAGAGCCUGCUCCAGCACCAGUUGCAGGAACGUCAAGCCUUCCGACCAUCCUCUUACCUCUCGACCAGCAUGUCAAACGCUCUCCAUGCGUUACCACGGAGUAUCGGGGUUCCACAACCUGGGCUAUCAAGCCCGUCGGGGCAACGAGAGACGGGUUUCAGAUACUUCGGAUCUGGGAGAUUCUCGAUCUUCUUAGACGAGUUUGACCGCAGUUGA
Messenger RNA from Guillardia theta CCMP2712, 1851 nucleotides. RefSeq lists its product as hypothetical. The transcript is spliced from 3 exons. The coding region runs from base 1 to 1851 and encodes 616 amino acids. NCBI's taxonomy places the organism in Eukaryota, Cryptophyceae, Pyrenomonadales, Geminigeraceae. The record is from RefSeq and is a predicted model, not a curated record.